AUUCACACUUUUUCUCCUCAGGAAAUUUUCUCUUCAGGAAAUAUGGCACAACAACUAUUGCCGUAUAAACUUCAACCUCCAAAGAACUUGUCUGCAUUACAUAAAACAAGUGCCGAGCUUGGAUAUCCCGAUUUUUAUCCUCCAAAACCAGGUCAGGAUGAAGACCAAAUGACUGAGGAGAAUGUACAACAUGGUUUCACUGGCGCUCUCUUUGUGGAACGAGAGUCUAUCUCCGCACAGGAUAUGAUGUUGGAUGAUAUAAGAGACCCAAAAGGUCUUGAGAAUCUCGGGGAGUUCAUGACUGACAUAAUGAGACGUAAACAUCAGAUUAACACUUUUGAAGACAUUUUUAUUUUUCGCCGCCAUAGAUCUUCUCCAUACACUGUACCACAAAUAGUUUGGAUGUCUGCCGAAAGUAGAGAUGAAUGGUUAAGGAAGCUGGCUGGCAAUAGUCCACUUAAAGAAUUGGCAAAGAACAAUUCUAACAAUGCUACGCAAGAGCACAAAAAAAAUUGGAAUACAACAUUUCACACCUUUAUUCAAAAACAAGGUCGUGAUUAUGAUCCUGAUAAUUUGGAUAGGGCUGAUCAUUUAAACACCAUUAUUUGGUUGUGGUUUGUUCAACAAUUCUUGGAGGAGUUUCAACGAUCCCGAACGUUAAUGAGGUUAUUGAUAGAAAUUAUCUUAAAGAAAUUACAAGAUACUCUUUUUCUAGCCACUCCUGAUAUGUUUGUGUUUCCUAUUUGUUGGAACACAUACAAAGACCUCUUGCGAUGUGUUUUUGUUGAAGAUAGUUCUGUUAAAUCAGAUAUUACUAUACCAAAAAAUAUGAAACGACAAAUGGAAAGAUAUUACGAAUUGAUACGUGCUAGGAAUGAGGUAUUUGAUAAAGAAAAACCAGACAUGAUCGGGAAAAGAAAUGCACAAGAAUUACAACAAUCUAGGAUAAUUGAUAUCCUAGAUAAAGUUGGUCUCCAUGCUGACUAUCAAAAUAUUACAGCAGAAUACUUUCGUACCAAUAGUAAAUUUCCAAUGUUAGAAAAAGAAGUAUCAACUCAUAUUUACGGGUUAUGUUAUUGGGCUGUAACUAAACAUCGUGCCGGUGAUUAUCGUAUUUACUCUGUAAGCACUAUACUCGAUAUAUGGAAAAACGCUAUGACAAAUGCAGAUGAAAAAUUACAGCGUCAGACUACAAUUCAAAACUCUUUAAUGGAUUUUUUGGAUAUUUAUCCCCUUGGCUGUAAUGGAAUAUGUGAAAAAGAUGGUAAACUAUUUUCACGUUUCAUACCUCUAAAAUGA
This is a messenger RNA of Racocetra fulgida, 1299 nucleotides long. The record is from the annotation of a GenBank genome assembly. NCBI's taxonomy places the organism in Eukaryota, Fungi, Glomeromycota, Glomeromycetes, Diversisporales, Gigasporaceae.